AUGACCGCGAUGGAGGAGUCACCAAGCUCAGCUGCGCAAACCGCGCCUGUCACUGAGAAUGGACCUUCCGAUCCUUCCAAGCAACAACAGCCGGAGCAACAAGAGAAUCACGAAAACCCGCAAAAACCGAAUCCCAAUGCCACCCCCAGUGCCCGAUCACAGAUUCCCCGGCGCGAUAGAUUCAACCAUCAGUCUUUGGGGCCCUCGUUGAACUCUACCGUGAAGCAGGCGCGCGUGCUCAUGGUUGGUGCUGGCGGAAUUGGAUGCGAACUUCUGAAAAACCUCGUCCUUAGCGGCUUUGGCGAAAUCCACAUCGUCGACCUAGAUACAAUCGAUCUUUCGAACCUGAACCGACAGUUCUUGUUCAGGCAAGAGCAUAUAAAGAAGUCUAAGGCCUUGGUUGCCAAGGACGCAGCGCAAAAGUUCAACCCCAAUGUUCAGAUUGUCGCGCACCAUGCGAAUAUCAAGGAUGCGCAAUUCACAGUCUCUUGGUUUCGGGAUUUCAAAUUAGUCUUCAACGCCCUGGACAAUCUUGAAGCGAGAAGACAUGUCAAUAAAAUGUGUCUGGCGGCGGAUAUUCCUUUAAUUGAGAGUGGCACCACAGGAUUCAAUGGCCAGGUCCAAGUGAUCAAGAAGGGCGUUACUGCCUGCUAUGAUUGCACACCAAAAGAAACGCCCAAGUCAUUCCCUGUUUGUACGAUUCGGAGUACCCCCAGCCAGCCCAUCCAUUGCAUCGUAUGGGGCAAAAGCUACCUACUGAAUGAAAUGUUUGCGCAUGAAAUUGAGGAACUCAAGAAAGAAUCAGAUGCUCUAAAGAAAAUCCGCAAUGCUGUUGGUGCGCCCGACUUCCCGAAAUUACUAUUCGAAAAGGUUUUUGAUGCCGAUAUUGAGCGACUGCGCUCAGUCGAAGAUAUGUGGAAAUCAAAGCGCGCCCCUGAGCCUCUUAGAUACGAGAAGCUUCUGAUUAAAACGAAUGAGUUGGACGGGUCGAAGGAUUCCAUUCUUGCUGAUGGCCAAAAAGUUUGGUCUCUAGAGGAAAACUUAGUCGUGUUCAAAGAUAGCCUCGAGAGGCUAAGCAAACGUAUCAUUGAACUGAAGAAGACUAAAGAUGCUGCCGCUCCGGACCCCGUCAUUGUUUUCGACAAGGAUGAUGACGAUACGCUUGACUUUGUAGCCUCAAGCGCUAAUAUACGGUCCACAAUCUUUGGUAUCGAACGGAAGUCUAGAUUCGAUAUCAAACAGAUGGCUGGAAAUAUCAUCCCGGCAAUUGCUACCACUAACGCCAUCGUCGCUGGUCUAUGUGUGUUGCAAUCUUACAAAGUUCUCAAGGGAGAUUAUUCACAGGCAAAAGAGGUAUUCCUCACUCCUUUUGGCUCUGCUAGACUGAUGGCCCCUGAUCGGGCUCGUGAGCCAAACGCUGACUGUCCUGUGUGUGGGGUGUUCAAUGCUACCGUUACGGUUGAUCCUGCACAGACGACGUUGAACGAUAUCGUGGAGGGCUUGCUAAGAACCCACUUGGGGUUCGGCGAAAAAGAGUUUGUUUUGAAUAACGAGAUCGGAGUUUUAUAUGACCCAGAUGAGACAGAAAACCUACCGAAGAAGUUGGUAGAUCUUGGCAUCAAGGACGGUAGCUUCCUUACUGUGGUCGACGAAGAUGACGAACACCCUCUGGUCAACGUUGUUCUCAAUAUAGAAGAAGGUGCUCUAUCCAACGAUGCUAUUAAAUUCAAGUCGUCGACCGCUGCGCAACCUGCGAUUCCCCAGAAACCGAAGAAAGCACCACAGGUAGAGGCAAAUGGCCAUUCCGCUGGCGAGUCUAACGGAAUUGUUGAGAUCGAUUCCCAGUCAAAGGGUGUUAAACGGCAGCACACAGAAGAUGGGGGCCAGCCCUUGAAGAAAGCCAAGACGGGAGGUGCUUCUUCAGACGAUGUUGUUGUCAUCGAAGAUGCAGGUGGAGCCAUCAUUAUUGGCGAUGACUGA
Molecule: messenger RNA, 1980 nt
Organism: Clonostachys solani
Lineage: Eukaryota; Fungi; Ascomycota; Sordariomycetes; Hypocreales; Bionectriaceae
Source: the annotation of a GenBank genome assembly